Molecule: messenger RNA, 6452 nt
Organism: Zootoca vivipara (common lizard)
Lineage: Eukaryota; Metazoa; Chordata; Lepidosauria; Squamata; Lacertidae
Source: RefSeq, a predicted model, not a curated record
UCCGGAGAACCGGGGAAGCAACAUUCAUGGGGGGGAAUGCCUCGAUGUUCCAGUCGUAAUGAGCCUUUCGCUUAAAUGUUAUUUUCCUUUUUUAAAUUUUGGUUUAACUUGCCCGCUUUCCAACAUCUGCCUUCUUGCUAUUCAUUCUCUACGCUGCCUCCCCACCCCAUUAUUCCAUGCCACUUCCUUGAACAAUGUUGAGCUGGGUUUCUGAGACCCAUUCUUGGUACAAGAAAGAAGACCUUUGAUCCCUUUGAAAAGUAAUUUGGGAUUCCUGCUUCGGACCAAGCCCUGGACUCAAUAUCACCACUGCUGUUCACACCAUCCCUGGUCUUUGAACCCUGAAGCCUGCAUCUUUGUUGAUUUCAUUGAAUAAAUUGGACUUGGAAAGGACAGAGGAGGAAAAAAGCACAUAGUUAAACUCCCACAGAAGGCAGUGAUGGCCACCAACUCGGAUGACACCAAGAGAGGAUUAGACAAAUUCAUGGAGGAGAAGGCUGUUGAUGGCUACUAGCUCUGCUUUCACACUCAGAGGCAGUAAUGUUUCUGAAUACCAGCUGCUGGAAACGGACGAAGGCGGUUGUGCUUUUGUGCUUGAGUCCUGCUUUGAGGGUUUCCCGUAGGAGCACUCGGUUGGCUACUGUGAGGGCAGGAUGCUUGACUAGAUGAGAUAUUUGCUUGAACCAACAGGCUCAUCUUAUGUUCUUAACCUGGUUCCUUCCAGAUGUUUUGGUUUUUAUAACUCCCAUCAACUCCAGCAUAACACAGCCAUGUAGAUACGUUGCAGUGCAAAACAGCUGGGUGGCACCAAAUUCGUGGAGGCUGCUCUCACCAAUUCAUCACACUGCCUCUCAUUAAAAUGCACCAAGCAGAUAAAGGUAGAACUAAGAGCUGGUUGUCUAAACCUGGUGGAGUGGCUACAAGUGUGAACUGGUUCAUCUCUGGUUCAGAUUUCACAUCAGUGGGCAGAGGGUCUGUCCAGACUGGUGUGUGUGUGUGUGUGUGUUCUGCAACAUGGCGCUGAUGCAAUAACAGUGCACCAGUGAUGGAUUUAUACUGGACCAUCCACACUAAACCAUUCCAGUUUAUUGGUUGUUCUACUCUGCUUCCCUUGUGUUGCUGCUGCUUUAUUGCUUUCCAGAGGGGCACUCUAGCACUAUAGUGCAACACCCUUCCUCUCCUACCCAGGACGUUUGUGGUAUAAAAGGUUAUAGGAUAUUACCAGGACAUUACUGGAGAUCCACUGAAUAGAAAUGAAUCAGCAUGCCCACCCUAAAACCAUAGCUGUCAAGUUUUCUCUUUUCUCGCGAGGAAGCCUAUUUAGCAUAAGGGAAUUUCCCUUAAAAAAAGGGAGAACUUGACAGCUGUGCCUAAAACCUUUGCAGGCACAAAUAGUAUUAAAAGCAGGAUCGGUAUAACUGCCCCAAUCCCAUCAUAAAUUUUUGUUGUUGUUGUUUAGUCGUUUAGUCGUGUCCGACUCUUUGUGACCCCAUGGACCAGAGCACGCCAGGCACUCCUGUCUUGCACUGCCUCCCACAGUUUGGUCAAACUCAUGCUGGUAGCUUCGAGAACACUGUCCAACCAUCUCGUCCUCUGUCGUCCCCUUAUCCUUGUGCCCUCAAUCUUUCCCAACAUCAGGGUCUUUUCCUGGGAGUCUUCUCUUCUCAUGAGGUGGCCAAAUUAUUGGAGCCUCAGCUUCACCCAAAAUUUAAAGGACGUGUGGGAGGCCCCUUAGACAAGCCACUCCCUUAGCCUUGAUCCUUUGCAUAUGAGAAUAGUAAUGCUACUGGCCUACCUAGUAGGAGUGUCUCCACCCCCAUCAAUAAGCUGAGGUCUGAGGUCUACCUCUGAGGGUCUUCUGGUGGUUCCUUCACUGCAAGAAGUGAAGUUACAAGGAACCAGGCAGAGGGCCUUCUGGUUGGUAGUGCCCUCCCUGUGGAAUGCCCUCCCAUCAGAUGUCAAAGAGAUUAAGAACUACACAACUUUUAGAAGACAUCUGAAGGCAGCUCUGUAUUGGGAAGUUUUUAAUGUUUGACGUUUUGUUGUGUUCUUAUAUUCUGCUGGAGCUAAUGCGUGUGAAUAGUAGUAGUACUGACCUACCUAAUAGGGUUGCUGGAAGGAUUACUGAGAUAAUGCCUGUGAAGUGCUUUGAAUGCUCAAAUAUGCCAUAUGAAAUGUUGUGUCCUCGUAGUUGCAAUCCAUUUUUCAUGAAUUAGUUGAAUUGCCUUUACGACAGCCCACUAAGCAUCGGAGGAAUUUUAAACUUGCCAUCACUUGAGAGCCCAGUGUGAACCCACCUGCAAUGCUCCUUUCCAAAUCCUAAUAGCAUGAUCCUCCCCCUCUUUCACCUUUUCAUGGAUGUCCAUCACAAAAGAGGAGAGGAGAACAGGUGUUCUCCUGACUCCUUUGGCUUCCUCUGAGAGGAGACACCUGACAAAUCACCAAAAGUUAAUGAUCAAAAAGCUUAUCUGAGCCUUUUCGUUUAUAAAUUUAUAAGACAAAAGAGAAAUAAUAAAGCCACUGGAUAAUUAGUAACCAGCUCAGUCCUGAGGCUUUGGAAAUCAAACUGACCCUAGAUCUCAACACAGACUCUGGGAGAGGUGGAGGGGAAAGGUGGGGUGAUGCAAGGGGUCAUUUGGGAGCCGGGGAACUUUAAAGAUCGACCCCGAAAAGGGGAAAUGAGCAAAGAAAGAUGAUUUGAGGGGGUGGAUGCGGUUAAAAAUGGGAGAAAGAAAGAAACUACAAGACAAGAAGGAACAAUGGUGGAAGAAAAGGACUUUUGGAGUCUUGAGGCCUUUUUCCUUCCACUCACAGGGCUUACUCCCUUGUGGAUUCCAGUCAAGUAUCUACGUUCCUAAUUUCUAUUCUCCUCAUAGUUUAUGGUAGCUUCAGGUCCCUUAACAUGGACUUUGAGAAUCAAGACAAAGAAAAAGACAGCAGCGGCUCAUCUGGGCCCUUCAAUGGCAACAGCACAAAUAACAGUAUCCAGACCAUUGAUUCAACACAGGCGUUGUUCCUUCCCAUUGGGGCAUCUGUGUCUCUCUUAGUCAUGUUCUUCUUCUUCGACUCGGUUCAAGUUGUCUUUACAAUAUGUACAGCAGUUCUCGCAACAAUAGCCUUUGCUUUCCUUCUGCUCCCAAUGUGCCAGUAUUUAACACGACCUUGUUCACCUCAAAACAAGAUUUCUUUUGGCUGCUGUGGGCGUUUUACAGCUGCUGAGCUGCUCUCUUUCUCCCUCUCUGUGAUGCUUGUCCUUAUCUGGGUCCUAACUGGUCACUGGCUCCUCAUGGACGCUCUGGCCAUGGGCCUGUGCGUUGCAAUGAUCGCCUUUGUCCGAUUGCCCAGCCUCAAGGUUUCCUGUCUGCUGCUCUCGGGGCUAUUAAUUUAUGAUGUCUUCUGGGUCUUCUUUUCCGCCUACAUCUUCAAUAGCAAUGUUAUGGUGAAAGUGGCCACACAACCAGCUGAUAAUCCGCUUGAUGUUUUAUCACGGAAGCUCCACCUUGGACCAAAUGUAGGUCGAGAUGUCCCCCGCUUGUCGCUGCCUGGCAAACUUGUAUUUCCAAGUUCCACAGGCAGCCACUUCUCCAUGCUGGGAAUUGGAGACAUUGUGAUGCCUGGCCUCCUUCUCUGCUUUGUCCUGCGUUAUGAUAACUACAAGAAGCAAGCCAACAGCGAUGCCUGUGGUGCUCCAGGACCAGGGAACAUCUCUGGCCGCAUGCAGAAAGUCUCUUAUUUUCACUGCACACUCAUUGGAUACUUCGUAGGCCUCUUAACUGCGACGGUCGCUUCUCGCAUCCACCGGGCAGCUCAGCCCGCCCUCCUCUACUUGGUACCCUUCACCUUAUUGCCACUCCUCACUAUGGCCUAUUUAAAGGGAGAUCUGCGUCGCAUGUGGUCUGAACCAUUCCACUCCAAGACCAGCAGCUCACGUUUCCUGGAGGUAUGAUGGAACGGAUGGAAAGUGACCGGAACUUCUGCCUGGUCCUUUUUUUGUGGCUCACAGCUUGGUUGUCCGUCCCUGUGGCUGGGCUGGUACUCAGGAGAGAAUUACCAGUUCGUGGAACUUGUACAAAUGGACUUGCUUUCUGGGAAAAGGAGGAAAGAGCAAAGGCGUUUUGGUGGUGGUGGUCGGGGGAGUGGGGGCUUCUCCCCCCCCCUUGCUUGGAACUGGAGACAGUUUGCCAUGGCAGCCACCUCCCUCUUCUUCCUUCCCCUCCUCCUCCUCCUUACGGAUUAGUGCUAGGCCAUCCGGUGUUCCUCAGGGGAGAAGGAGGAGGAGGCAGACAGACACUUUCUGGUGAAAACGGCAUAGAGUCAUUGAACCCGUGAACACUAAGAGGAGACAAAUGGUCACUGCGCUUGGAGUUUCUUGGGAAACCCUACAAGUACUUUGGGACCAGUUUUCUGUUGGACUCCGGUUUCAGAGAGAACUGAGACAGAGGUUUUUCUGUCGCUAUAAUCUCCCCCCCCCCAUUCAAAUUUAUUAAAUAUGUUCUGUGGUGUGAGGUGACUUAUUAAAUCCACAGACAUUUGAGUGACUUCUUGCAGUACACAAUAUAAAGACUUUGUUGUAAACAAGUUACAUUUCCACCCAGAUGUCAUGUUGCAGUGAACAAGGGCACGACUUUUAUACACACACAGAAUGCAUACACAGAAACACACACACACACAUGCAAUGGGAAAACCUGCUAGGAUCAUGCUUUGUAGCUGACGGGCUUGCUGUAAUUUUUAGCAUGUAGAGCAGUUUACUCUGGGCUUUCUUGUAUAUGGAUCUGCAAAUAUGCUGCUGUCUUUUCCCCUUCCCUCCAUGAGUGAAGCUUCAGUUAAAAAACAACAACAGUGUAGUAUUUUGUACUUAGUGUGCUCCUGGAUUUUAGGGGAUUCUUUGAUUUUUCAAUCAAUGUAGCAGACUUAGGGGAGGGAGAAAGCUGAAGCCCUUGAACCCCCCCCCCGGCCGAACCCCUAUUUUUGUUUGUGGGUUUGUUUUUUACAACUUAAUCCAUUACAAGUUUUUAGUAGCUCCCCUCUUGACCCCGUGCAUGUAUUAUAGCAGCUGUUGUCUCUGUGCGUUCUGAUCAUAGUAAUGUAUGACUUGUAAAUACAUUUUUUCUAUUUUCUAUUUUUUGUAUUUUUUUUGCAUUGUUUGAUUAGUGUGCUGUAUUUCCCCCCAUUCCCUUACGUUUAAAAAAAAAAGGGAUAGAGAAAGAGAGAGAAUCCUGUCCUCUGCUGUUGUGAUUGGUCAAAGUUUGUGAUGACUGCUUUGUACCUGGGAGUCUCUUAAAACGUGGACUUUUCUAAACAAAUUGUCCUGGCUAUGUUAUUUUUAACUGUUUCAAAGGUUCCUAAGAUGAACUUAUCUUUCCUGUCAAAAAUGAAAGUUUCCUUUCUGCCCACUGGUUUAAAAGACCUGCCCCUGUAAUGGGGUGUGUGCUAGCUUAGCCCUGAUUCUGGGAAUUCCUGGCAUUAGGUGAUGGUUUUAAGACCCUUGUCCUAGACCAGAUUAGGGAAUCAUUUUACUGAAUAUUUUCUCCCCUUCCCCCCUUUUCUUGCUGCUUCCUCAAUUCUUUCUGGGGAGGGCUGUGUCUUCAUGUCCCGUGAGAGCUUUCCAGGAGCAUCUGGCUUGACUACCUUGAGAAACAGGAUACUGGGUGCACUUUUGGCCUGAUCCAGCAGGGCUGGUCUUAUGCUUUAUGAAUUAGAAGCUGCCUUGAGGGAGGAAACAGGACCAGAAGAUAAUAAAUAAAUAUGGAAACCACAUAUUUUUAUUUGUUUAUUUACCACAUUUAUAUCUUACCCUUUCUUCUAUCGUGGAGCUCAGGGCAGCAAAUGUGGGAUCCUGAGGUGGUCUUCUCCUUGCUCCACCCAUGCAUUGACUGAGACCUGCUGAGUUCUUUUCAUUUGCCCUCAUACCAUGCUGAGGGCAAGCAAAAUCUUGGAAGAAAAUGCUUAAAUGAAAUGCUUUCACCUCCAUCUACCGCUGCCUUUUUUUUACGCGUCAAAGGGAGUAGUAUGAGCUGAAAAGUUGGGAUUGGUUGGGUCGUUCCUAAAUUAUUUAGGGAACAGUUGCAUACAAUUCUUGCAUACGACUCCACACGGAAUUAACUAAGCCCUGCUUUAUACUUGCCAAGAACAGUUCUUGACCAUCCUUGUAGACACUAGGAUUAUUAUUAUUAUUUUAAGAUGCAUUGUUUCAGGAGACAUGCUGAGGAACCUCAUUUGAACAGAUCACAGUGUAAAGUUCUAUUGCAAAGCCACAAAUAUUUAAAAUAAUGUUCAUGUUGGUUUGUUCAGCCAGCAGAGCAGGAGACUUGGGUUGCAAAAAAGGAGGGCUGUGUUCAAAAGUUUCAUUUGUGGGGACUGGCAAGGUCCACUUAUAUGCAACAAUACUGAAGACCCAUUCUGUUUGGUCACCUGCAGAGAGGUAAUAUUUUUAUUAAAGGAACAGAACAUCA